Messenger RNA from Cornus florida, 1070 nucleotides. RefSeq lists its product as uncharacterized. The transcript is spliced from 3 exons. The record is from RefSeq and is a predicted model, not a curated record. Bases 41 to 628 code for a protein of 195 amino acids. NCBI's taxonomy places the organism in Eukaryota, Viridiplantae, Streptophyta, Magnoliopsida, Cornales, Cornaceae.
GGAGUGGUUAUUGAUACCAAAAUUUGAAGCAAGAUUUGCCAUGGCAUGGGUUAGUACCACUACCACAACAAAUAGUGGUGUAAUAGUAUUAGUAAAUAACAAGUCUGGAUUAGCCUCUGCUCCUGAUUGUUGUAACAGUAGACCCAUUACCAAACAACACUCCAACAUAUCUUUAAUUUCUUCUUCUUCGCGGGUGACAACGAGAAGAAGAGUGUUGAUUAGGGCAAGGCUGUCAUCCAAAGGAGGACUAGUAAUCAGAGCGGCAAAAAACAUGAGCACUACCGAGGAGAAAUUGGGAAUCAAGAUCCAAAAAAACCCUCCCGAAUCCAAGCUUACCGAGCUCGGCAUCAGAAAAUGGCCCAAGUGGGGAUGCCCUCCAAGCAAAUUCCCAUGGACGUACACUUCCAAAGAGACAUGCUACCUGCUCGAGGGAAAAGUGAAGGUUUACCCUGAUGGGUCUGAUGAGGCUGUCGAGAUCGGUGCUGGUGAUCUCGUGGUGUUUCCAAAAGGAAUGAGUUGCACUUGGGAUGUUUCUGAAGCUGUGGACAAGCACUAUAACUUCGAAUUCAUGAUGAAGCUUAGCUAUUCAAAUCUCAUGCGGACCAAUGAUGGCGAUGAUGGAGCUUGAAGGUCAAUAUCAUGGGGUACUAUAACUUCGAGUAAGCUACCUCGCAUAAUUAAGUUAUAUGCCAACAUCGACAAGCUCUGUGUACUACUAAGUACACUUAUUAAAUUAGCCUUUUGGCUCUAUCCGGUGGAUGUAAGUCUAUGUUCUGUACCUUUCGGAAAAAGAUAAAAAAUAAAAAUAAAAAUAAAAAGGUUCUAUAUGUUCUGUGCGCUACUCUAGUAUUGGUCUUGUUUGGAGGUCAACAAUCUAUUUGAGUGGUUGUAAUUCUCAGAUUCAUGAUGAAGCUUAGCUACUCAAAUCCCAUGCGGACCAAUGAUGGCGAUGAUGGAGCUUGAAGGUCAAUAUCAUGGGGUAGUAUAGGUGAUUGUAUGCGUAGACUUGAAUGUAAAGAAAUACAUUUGAAUAGCUCAAUUCGAAUACGAUCCAUUUAAUAAUUAUGUAA